CACCUAUUUGCAUAUCGGUCAGCCAUUUUUAUGCGAUCUGCAGAACUUCGACUUGAUUUUUACGGGCGGUAUUUUGAAUAUAGGAAUUCAAAAAAUGGAUGAGAAGGAAGAAUUAACAUAUCUAGCUAAACUUUCCGAACAAUCUGAAAGAUAUGAAGCAAUGGUUUCUUAUAUGAAGGAACUGGUGGAAUUAAAUAAGAAACUGACUGAAGAGGAACGAAACCUUCUAUCUGUAGCUUACAAGAAUGUGAUUGGAGCUAAGCGCUCGGCAUGGCGAAUUAUAAGUAGCAUAGGAAUGAAGGCCGACGACGAAUCAAAAGUUGAAGUUACAAAAAAUUACCUUAAGCAGAUUGAGAAGGAGUUACAUGAAACAUGUUCUGAAGUUCUGGAUUUGCUUGACAAGUAUCUCAUUCCAUCUGUUGAAGAAAGCGAAAAUGAAUCUGCCGUAUUUUAUUUGAAAAUGAAAGGUGAUUAUCUCCGAUACCUAGCUGAGUUUAAACCGGUCGACAGCAGAAGCGAAUACACAGAAAAGAGUUUGCUGGCUUACAAAGCAGCGAUGGAUAAGGCAGAUGAGACUGAGGGGCGACUGUCAUCCGCUCAUCCCAUCCGUCUAGGUCUGGCGUUGAAUUUCUCGGUGUUCUAUUAUGAAAUACUGAACAAGCCUGACAGAGCAUGUAACCUGGCUAAGAAGGCAUUUGACGAAGCUAUAGAUGAACUAAACGAUAACCGAGAAAGUACUUUUAAGGACUCGACGCUGAUCAUGCAGCUUUUACGCGAUAACCUAACCCUGUGGACAGCUGAACAAGAUGAAGAUGAUGAUGCUCUUGUUCAAGAUGUUGAUGGAUAAAAGAAUAAAGCAACUGAAAAUGAAUCGGGUUGCUUAGUGGCUGUAAUUUCUCAAUCAGUCAACUUUCAGUAUAUCAUCAUCGGUACUGUUUUUGUCAGUUUGUCUUAUCGUUAUCUCUUGUGAUGUAAUGAUGGAGUCAUCUUGAUAGCAGACACAAACUAACAUUAUACAUAUAGGGAUCAAUAUUUAUUUUGCUUUGUUAUGCUAAUUUAAUUUGUAUUUUUUUUAUUCAAUAGAAUUUUAUAUUAACUACGUCUAUCUCCCUUAUUUAAAUUGGUUAAAAAAAAACGCUGCAUUGGAAAGUGUGUAUUUACAGUUUACUUUGCCAUUCCACAAAUAUUCCCUAUUUUCGUGAGAUGCACACAAAAAAGCCUACAUAUCUACCAAAUUGUGCCAUGUAACCUAGUAAGUGUACAAUGGAGCUCGGUGUGCAUACUAACUAUUCGAACAAUUUGUAGCAGCGGUAACGUUUUGACCUCUCAUCCAUAAAAGGUCGUGGGUUCGAAAUCCUGCACUCUCUAUUUUGUGUUUUGUGCAUUUUAUCUGUGUUUGUCUCUCUCUACCCAAAAUGUAUUAAAACCAAUAGAAUGCAGAUUUUCUAUGUUGAAUGUACUUGGUGUAUACUGAAUGGUAAUGCGUUACUAGGAACCCUCACCAAAAAGCGAAUGCAUGACGCAUUAUUGUGUAUGAUUUUUACUAUUCCCAAUGAGCAGGUGACACUUGGAGAUGUUUAGUGGAAAGCCCUACUUGAUAUAUUGCACCCCAAUAGAUUAUGCGUACCUACAAAAUGUCGGAUACCACCCCUAGUCUGCAAAUGUUACUCGAUGUAGUGAACGACAAAGAAAAUAUACUGUUUAGAAGUAAAGCCGGGCCCUCACUGUGCCCAACGGCCGUUGGCCAACUCAAUUCUAUGGAGAAUGCAAUGCCACGACGCACACAUAAUGGAUCUUUUUUAAUGACGAUCCGUUCAGACUGCCACCAACAUACACCAGACGGUGUCGCACCGUCUAACGCUCACAGGGAGCGAGUUGAAUUUGCCUGUCGACGGUCGUCGUAUGCUGCAGUGAGUACCCGGUUAAAUACGGUCUACCUGUAGCUUUAUUAUUAUUAUUAAUUAGUAUGUAACUUAGAGUAAAUAAUUCAUUACGGCGUAUAUAAUCUAUUUGCUUCUGCAUUUUUUUUUUCGGGCAGCACUUCUGGCUACCUAUUUACACUAUCAAGUAUUCUGUAGUAGAUAUCUGUGAUUUGCCUAUAUGUGGGCAUGAUGUUGCCAUAUCACACCCAUAAGUUCAUGAUGAUGUAAUAUGACAUCCUUAUAUGGGCAUAUCAAAAGUAUUUCCCGCAUAACAUUUGAUAGUGUAAUUAGAGUUUAACAGAUCAAUAUUUAUACGACAUCAGUAUGAAAAUACUGUGCCAAGUUUAUUAUAGUAUUAUUGGGUAUUUACUAAAGCACAGUGCAAAAAAAAAAAGUUUUUGCUAUAGUUAAGCAUGAAUGUGUUAUUGGAAUAUGAAAUUUGCCAGAUUUAAUAAUAAGCUUUCCAGCCUAAUUCUUUUCCUUUUUAUAAAAAAUACUGAAUUCAAUUACAGUAUAGUGAAAGUGAUUUUUAUGCAUUUAUAAAUUUUUAAUUAUUUUAUCAGAAUAUAUAAAUUACCAUCAAAGUAUGAAUAUCUGAAAUUGUUUAAAACCAAAGGAUCCACUGAUUAUUCGCAAAUAGAAUACUAGUAUGGUGAUUCUGAAAAAUGACAGACAUGAGGCCAUAA
This is a messenger RNA of Anneissia japonica, 2608 nucleotides long. Its product is annotated as 14-3-3 protein homolog 2-like. Bases 95 to 847 code for a protein of 250 amino acids. The record is from RefSeq and is a predicted model, not a curated record. Gene Ontology annotation, cellular component: cytoplasm. Gene Ontology annotation, biological process: signal transduction. The transcript is spliced from 5 exons. NCBI's taxonomy places the organism in Eukaryota, Metazoa, Echinodermata, Crinoidea, Comatulida, Comatulidae.